AUGAGCUACAAGGCGGAAUACAUCUGGAUCGACGGGCAACAGCCUACGGCCAAGCUGCGGUCCAAGGGCAAGAUCGUUCCCGACGGGGAGGCUCCUCCGGUUUGGGGAUUUGACGGCUCCAGCACCAACCAGGCGCCCGGCGAGAACUCGGACUGCGUACUUAACCCGGUUUUGGUGGUGCCGGACCCGGUGCGGGGCGGCGGCAACAAGCUGGUGAUGUGCGAAGUGCUGCUCACAGACAUGUCGCCCCAUCCGACCAACACCAGGGCCGGCUGCGCCGCCGCGGCGCAACAGUAUGCGGGCUUGGACUGGUGGUUCGGAAUUGAGCAGGAAUACACUUUCUUUGACGGCAUCAAGCCUUUGGGCUGGCCGGACAACGGGUUCCCCGCACCCCAGGGCGGCUACUAUUGUGGCGUCGGUUCCGACGAGGUUUUCGGCAGGCCCGUGGUGGAAAAGCACAUGGACGCCUGCCUGGAGGCCGGACUGGCGAUUGCCGGCAUCAACGGUGAGGUCAUGCCGGCGCAGUGGGAGUUUCAGAUUGGCCCGAUCGGCGCGCCUGCCGUAGGCGAUCACCUGUGGCUGGCCCGCUGGCUGCUCUACCGCAUCGGAGAGGACGUGGAGACCGUUGACGGACGCAAGGGCAUCAGCGCGACCCUUGACCCCAAGCCUGUGAAGGGCGAUUGGAACGGCGCCGGGGCCCACACCAACUUUUCCACCAAUCGAAUGCGGGAGGACUUCGACGCCUGCGUCGCGGCGGCGGAGGCCUUGCAGGGGCGCCACGACCUGCACAUCGCCAACUAUGGGCACCGAAUUGAAGAGCGGUUGACCGGUCUGCACGAAACCUGUUCCUACCGGGAGUACCGCUACGGCGUGUCCGACAGGGGCGCUUCGGUUCGUAUUCCCUGGCAGGUGGCCCGGGACAGGAAGGGCUACAUUGAAGACCGCCGCCCCAACGCCAACUGCGACCCCUACACCGUGACCCGGUUGAUCAUCGAGACCGUGGGGGCCGCUGCCGCUGCCUAG
Messenger RNA from Geodia barretti, 1023 nucleotides. NCBI's taxonomy places the organism in Eukaryota, Metazoa, Porifera, Demospongiae, Tetractinellida, Geodiidae. The record is from the annotation of a GenBank genome assembly.